AUGCCGCCAGCCGCAACGCUGCCAGGCAAGACAAUAAGGCAGCAGGCCAAGGCCAAGGGCAGCGGGGCUGACCGCGCCGACCUCAAGAAGGACGUGGUCAAGCCGCUGCUCAUGAGCCCGCUGACCGUGGGGUGGCCCAAUAUCCCCAACCACCUCCAGGUCGGCGUCAUGGCCGCGCUGUCACAGCUUGUGCCGUCCUCGGUCGCCGACUAUCACACGGACCGCGCACGUUCCUCGCGAGCCGGGAAGCGUGCACGCCGCACCCAAAAGCGCGCAGACGAGGCCGGCGCCGUCGUUGCCGAGGAGGCGAAGAAGGCUACUGGAAGAGGGGACGUCGCGAUGGAGGACGCCGACCUGGCGGAGGCUUUACAGGUCGCGGGUCCUGGGACGGCAACUGCUGAGCCCAGCGUGCCGACUCGCUGCGGACCACCUACACCCGACAUCCUCACUCAUUUCGUUAUCGGCUUGAACGAGACCAUCAAGGCGCUGGAGCACAGUAUUGACGACCUCCGCUUCCGCAGCGCGAUUCUGAGCGACUUACUCGCCCGCAAGCGAUCGGCACAGGACGAUGACCUUCCUCGCUUCCUCCCUACCGCUCCGACCGACAAGGUAGAGCCGGCGUCGCCCUCGACUCCCUCCGCUCCACUGUCAAUGGUCCUCGUCUUCAACGGCUCCGUGUCGCCCCAGGCACUCAUCGACCCCUUGCCAAUGUACGCUGCGACCUACAACACUCUCCUGAGGCAGAACGAGAAGCUCGCCAAGUCUGUCCGCUCGCGCAUUCCCGAAGGGGAGAAGUACAUUGGCGCUGAGGGCCCCGAGAUCCGCAUCGUGCCGCUGGGAAGUCGUGAGGCUGAGGGUUCAGCAUUGUUUGGCCUGCGUCGGGUUUCUGUAUUUGCGAUCAAGUCUUCACACCCCGCCCUCGACGUUCUUGAACGUCUGCUGCCACCGUCUGUGCUCCAGGCACCGCGCCAUGCCAUCACCCUCCCGUACCCCACGACGUCGCUCAAGAUCUUCGGCGACGAACCCAAGGACGCCGAACCCAAGGACGGCGAGUCGGCUGUGCCCGUGGCGGCCAAGCCCAAGCCCAAGCCCAAGGUCCAGCCUUCCGAGGUCCCGACCCCCGCGAUCUACUACGCGCCAGUCCACCUCAAGGGCGUUCUUACCGAGGCACCUCUGGACGCCAAUGCGCGCAAACAGCGCCGCCUGACCGAGGUGCGCCGCAAGCGUGUGGAGACCAAGGAGAAGCGCCGCGAGGCCGCCGCCAAGCUCGAGCAGAAGCUGCGAGCCGAGUUUAGGGCCGAGGGACGGACACACCCCAAGAUCGGGCGCAAGGAGCGUAUCGCGAUCAAGGCUGGCGAACGGGCGGCCAAGUUUGCCGCUAAGCAGGAAGCGAAGGAGAAGAAGGCUGCGGAGGCAUCAAACCCCCAGCCGAAGGAGAAGCGUGCCGGCGAGCCCCUCGUCCAGUCCAAGGCGAAGCGCGCCAAGGCCGAGGCCAAGGCCAAGGCGGUGGACAAGGCGAGGGCCGCCGCGACCACCACCGCCCAGUAG
Molecule: messenger RNA, 1548 nt
Organism: Vanrija pseudolonga
Lineage: Eukaryota; Fungi; Basidiomycota; Tremellomycetes; Trichosporonales; Trichosporonaceae
Exons: 3
Coding region: 1-1548 (515 amino acids)
Biological process (GO): tRNA processing; rRNA processing; intronic box C/D snoRNA processing
Cellular component (GO): nucleolar ribonuclease P complex; cytosol; ribonuclease MRP complex
Molecular function (GO): ribonuclease P activity; ribonuclease MRP activity
Source: RefSeq, a predicted model, not a curated record